GGUCCAUGUCCAAGGUCUAUCUCCUUCGCCUCUACCAGUCUCCCACCCACCCUGUUCUCCUCUGUUGCUUCCACUCGUUUCCCCAAUAUCCUCUCUCGUUCGUUGCAGCUUACGAUGGGGGCAGAGUUGCUGCUGGGCGGGAGCAGCCUUGCUGCUGCGUCCUCAGUUGCAUGUGGACGCUGCGUGCCAGUGCCAGUAGUAGCUGGCCAGGGCGACCGGCGGCGACCCGGAUCGAUGCAGCUAGCGGCGGCGCUCCGGCGGCGCCCUGGUUGCGCAUGGCAAUGGCCGCAUAGCAGCAUCACCAAGGAUCAGAACUCAUCACAACACCAACGCUGCGCCGCCGCCGAAUUGUGGACAGGAGAACCGGACGACGGAAAGAUGGGGUUCGAGAAGGAGAUCCUCAAAGUCGGCACAGGCCCCAAGCCCGUCAAGGGCCAGAAGGUCACCGUCCACUGCACCGGCUACGGGAAGGAUGGUGAUCUGUCCAAGAAGUUCUGGAGUACCAAGGACCCUGGGCAGCAGCCAUUUAGUUUCAACAUUGGCCUGGGUUCAGUGAUCAAAGGAUGGGAUGAGGGAGUUAUGACCAUGCAGUUGGGCGAAAUUGCUCGUAUUCGGUGCACCCCAGAUUACGCUUAUGGAUCCGGUGGCUUCCCAGCCUGGGGAAUUCAACCAAACUCGGUGCUGGUGUUCGAGAUUGAGGUUCUUAGCGCAAAGUGAUGCACUGUGUAAUUCUUGACGGAGCCAUGGAACAGUGCCGUGUCGCCGUGCCUCUUCAGUACCGAAUAAUUGUAACAUGACAUCCUGUUGACAUUGGGGUGAUGUUCUGAGUGGAUUUGAGUAAAAACAUUUUCAAAACCUUAUUAUGGUCUGUCGUCCAGAA
Brachypodium distachyon (stiff brome) is the source of this 880-nucleotide messenger RNA. Its product is annotated as peptidyl-prolyl cis-trans isomerase FKBP12. Lineage: Eukaryota; Viridiplantae; Streptophyta; Magnoliopsida; Poales; Poaceae. Bases 115 to 717 code for a protein of 200 amino acids. The transcript has 6 exons. The record is from RefSeq and is a predicted model, not a curated record. Gene Ontology annotation, molecular function: peptidyl-prolyl cis-trans isomerase activity.